UACGUCUUUUUCUGCAAUUACUUGUAAAUAAACGAAUGACAAACGCGGCUAACGGAGAAAUAUCUACCGAAAUUAUAUUGAAUACCAACAUCCGAAGACUCGACUACAUCUCAAGGUUAACCUAACAACGUUGAUGUCAUUCAUACCGGCCAGUUUGUUGCCACCCACCUCAGUCGGACAGAGCUGUGCCACACAGGUUGCUUGUGGCCAAUGCCGCAGGCGCAACCUGCCCAGAGAAGUGGACAUUAAGAAGGGCUGAAAGCAGAGAUGUCAGAGUUAAAUAAAGAGGUGGUGGAUUUGGUUUGGGGGAGACCGUCUGGAGGAGGAGUGUCUGCGUCUAUCUUCCGAAGAUGGGCCCAAGGGUUUGUUUUUAGUGAAAAUGAGUCCACUGCGCUGGAGCAAUUUGAAGGGGGGCCAUGUGCUGUAAUUGCACCUGUUCAGGCUUUCCUUUUAAAGAACAUUCUCUUUAACAGAGAAAGUUCCAACUGGAGACAGAUGACAGAGGAGGAGCAGAAGACGACUCUCUGCUCAACACUGACUGAAAUCCUUGAGUCUGCUUGUGCCAGCAUCUCUAUGGGGUAUUGCUUGGUGACCUGGGCUAAGGGCCAAAGCCCACACACCAGCACCGUUUCUAAGACGCAAACACAGUCACAAACGCAAGACAUGCCAGAGAGCAGCAAACCACUACAGGAACAGCAACCCACUGCUUUGGCUGCUGAGGAUCUUGGCUUUGAGCGAUUUCACAGUGUUCUCCAUAAACGAACAGUCCUGUCAUUGUCUGAUCUCAAAGAAGAGGUGCUGUCUCUUUACCACUCCUGGAGGGGGUGCUGUGGAGUCUUGCUUUUUCUUUACUCUGUCAUUCUCACCAAGGGCAUAGAAAACAUUAGGAAUGAGAUUCAAGACCCAACGGAGCCUCUCAUAGACCCUGUACAUGGUCAUGGAAGUCAGAGCUUGGUAAACCUCCUUGUAAUCGGCCAUGCCGUCUCUAAUGUGUGGGAUGGAGACAGGGAAUGUUCUGGCAUGAAACUACAUGGAAUUCAGAAACAAGCAUCAGUUGGCUUCCUCACGCUAAUGGAAUCGCUGCGCUACUGCAAGGUCGGGACAUUCCUCAAGUCUCCAAAGUUCCCUAUUUGGAUUCUUGGCAGUGAAACACAUCUCUCUGUAUUUUUCACCAAGGAGAUGUCGCUGGUGGGUCCAGAGUCUCCAUCAGAGCAGGCAAGGAGGGUCUUCCAGUCAUUUGAUCCUGAAGAUAAUGGCUUCAUCCCUGACUCUCUGCUGGAGGACGUGAUGAAAGCUCUUGACCUUGUUUCAGAGCCUGAGUAUGUCAGUCUGGUGAAGAAUAAGCUCGACCCAGAGAGCCUGGGCAUAAUUCUUCUGGGCCCAUUCCUGUUGGAGUUUUUCCCUGAUCAGGAUUCAGGAAUCCCAGACUCAUUUCCCGUUUUCCACUACAAUGGGCUCAAACAGUCCAACCACAAAGAGAGGGUGGAGUAUGUGGAAGGGACAUCUUUGGUUCUGGGAUUUGAGGACCCAAUGGUUCGGACCGACGACACUCCCGUGAAGCGCUGCCUACAGACCAAGUGGACGUACAUCGAGCUGUUGUGGACCACCGAACGUUCUCCGUCACUGAAUUAGCACCGACGCGCUCUGUUUGUGUCCGUUCCACUACCGCCCCACCAGACACCCCCUUCAGCUUCCCCUCUGCACACUGACCGCCAGAGGUCAAAGGACUGCAAUGACGGAGAUACAUGAAACGCAGACAUACAAUAAAGGAAAAGAAAAGCACGUGCACGGGAGACAAAUAUGUUCAUGGACUAAUAGUUGUUCAAGUCUGAGAUUCAUUCUUUCACUUUCACUCACACAUUCCACACAAAUGCAAACUUGCCUCUGCAGUCGAUGCUGUUAUCUAUUCACCAUAGCUUGUAAUUGACACAUGGGAUGUUAUGUGACUAUUUAAGGGAAAAAAAAGAUGAAAAAACCCCAAAAACCUGACUAUUUAUUUUUACAGCACUGCUCUGUGCAGACAACCUCGUCUAUGCUUCAGUGGUGGACGAGACUGUUCAGAUCCUGGUUCACAGGGUGCAACAGGUUUGUCAUCAGACCGUGCACUGAACCACACGUAGAGCCAGUUGACUGUGAAACACUACUGUUAAUCCAGCGACAGGACUGUUUGAGAGAACACCAACCAAAGCCUUCAGAAAAAAAUAUGAGAGCACACACGGGCUCACACCCUGGGUUUACAGUGAAAAGGGACCAACACAGACGUAGAAAUGUGCUGAUCUGAACCAGUGAUGUUGGGGUUUUAACCAAGAUGAAGUUGGUUUAAGUGCUCUCUGUGUGCGAUUCUGGCACUACACUAGGAUGUGCUCAUGUAUUUAUUAUCACACUCAAAGGUUCUGGAAUAAACACUUUUUUUUUGUGCAAA
Molecule: messenger RNA, 2422 nt
Organism: Cololabis saira (Pacific saury)
Lineage: Eukaryota; Metazoa; Chordata; Actinopteri; Beloniformes; Belonidae
Gene: mindy3
Product: MINDY lysine 48 deubiquitinase 3
Exons: 16
Coding region: 268-1632 (454 amino acids)
Biological process (GO): protein K48-linked deubiquitination
Molecular function (GO): calcium ion binding; K48-linked deubiquitinase activity; cysteine-type deubiquitinase activity
Source: RefSeq, a predicted model, not a curated record